This is a messenger RNA of Entrophospora candida, 440 nucleotides long. Lineage: Eukaryota; Fungi; Glomeromycota; Glomeromycetes; Entrophosporales; Entrophosporaceae. The record is from the annotation of a GenBank genome assembly.
AUGGAUCUUCGAUCUAUAUCUGUAUUAUCACGUAUUUAUGUUGGAUCAAUUAAUUUUGAACUAACUGAACAACAUGUACGUGUUGUAUUUGGACAAUUUGGCACAAUAAAAAGCAUCAGCAUGUCAUUAGAUCCACUUACAGGUAAACAUAAAGGUUUUUGUUUUAUUGAAUAUGAAACUCCUGAGGGUGCAUCAUUGGCUCUUGAAACAAUGAAUGGUGCUGAAUUAGGCGGAAGACAGUUGAAAGUUGGUAGACCAAAUAAUUAUACAGCUGCUACAGCUGCUGGAUUUUUGCCACCACCAAAGACUCGAAUAUAUGUUUCAAAUGUUAAUGAAUACAUAAGUGAGAGAGAUUUAAUGAGCAUAUUCGAAUCAUUUGGCAAGAUUAUACAUUGUGUUCUAAUGCCUGAUCUCAUUACAAGAAAACAUAAAGGAUAUGG